AUGGAAAGAUACACGGUACCCCUGUCUCCAUCGCAUGAAACACCCAAGGGCCAUCUUAGGUGCUGAUCUUUCCCUUUUACUUUCUUCUGUUUAAGUAAAUACUUUUUUCUGAAAAAUUUGACCUUCAGAAGAAACUCUGUCAUGGGAAGUUCUCUGUGGCAUCAGACUACCACUGAAUUGAACGGGAGAUUUUCUUCCAGCUACUAUCAUGGAGUUUCCCGGCUGCUACUGGAUUCCUACGUCGAAGUAGGUUUCUUCUUUUUGGGACACCACGUUUUUAGCUAUCUUUGAUGUUCUUUAUUGAAGGAAUUUCUAAAUUUUUAUUCCCAAAUCAAGUAAACGUUCUUCUUUCUCGGUUGUUAAUCUGUAAGUUCUAUUUGACUAUAAAAUUAAUCGAAUAAAGACUCCGUCUUAACCAGAGUUAUUUCCACAAAUGAAAUGAUUGUUUUUAUUAACAUUUCCAAUGGUAUAACCCCUUUACUAUGAGAUUGGGGUUUCAUAACCUUUUCUUAGAGUGAGGUUGAGCAUUUGGGAAUGGGUACGAAAUAAUCAUGGUUCAUUUUUACUUUUAUGAAUUGAUAUUUUACUUGAUUUUUAUAUAAAUGGACGCGAGUUUCUUUUUUAUUCCUUUUUAUUUCCUGUGUGAGAAGGCCAGGGCUUUUGGACACCACUACCAUAUGGGGGAUGAAUGCUGCCCGACCCAUGUAAUGGACGAUACUAAUAUUUGAUUUUUAUCACCUGGUACGCUUAUUUGUCGUUUGAAUGUAACUUUGUGUUUUGACAUCUAGCUUGCACGAAUUACAAACGCUGGAAACCAGGCAGUUCAGCUCCCUCUUAAGAGGUCGGUGGUUUCAUGCCAUUCAUUUUGUCUGAUCGGAGAUAAAGCUGGGGGUGUCUCAUUUGAAACAACAACUGGAAACGCUUUUGGGGAUUAUACUUGUGCACGAGUUUUUCUCAUCUGUUGACUCAUGUUAAACCUAUUUUCAUCUCUUUCUCAAUUUUUAAAGAAACUUUGCAGUCAGACGUGAUAACAGUAUGUCUGGGAUACAUCAUUUAUUCUGUUUUAUCUUGAACUCAUUAUGUUUUACCCCGGCUGAUCUUUUUGUCGGGAUGCCAAUAACGUGCCAGUUUAAUGUUCAACACACGUGUACUGUUUUGGCGACCUCUUGCUAUCUGCGAGGAACAUGUUUCAGAUCUCUGUUUUAACGUUUAGAGACUAUCUAAAAUGCUUGAUGGUGCUGAUUAAGGCUUCCGUUUUAUGGUUCUUAGUUAUUUCUCUUUCAUCUUCUGGGUUGUUCCAUGGAAAGAAGCAACCGGAAACAGUUUCUACUUUUCUAGUUUACUUUCCUCCUCCCAUCAUGACUGAAUUAAUCAUGUUUUCAGAUUGUAAACUCUGAAUCAGUAGUUUGCACGAUAAAAUUUCCAUUGAUGCUGGAUUAUGUACAUGUAUCCUGAAAAGAGAUACGGAAUGUGGUAUAUCAGUUCAUCUCAUAUAUGAUGCUACUUGGACGGGGGUGCAAAUCAGAAGUCUUUGCUUUGCUAUUUUGUUGUGGUAACUAUUUUUAAAAUAUCCUUCCUCAAUUUAAAGUGUACAAAUUCAUGUGGGUGAAAACAAUGAAGAAGGAAAUACCUUUGAUCAGGUUGAUUGCUUUACAUACUAAAUAAGCUCAUUAGCUCUCUCGCUUGGAAUACAAAUACCUCAUGAAUACGAGAUACUAUCAAGUCUCCAAUGCUCAUAGAUACAAUAAACUCAGAACCCAUAGUUCCCUACUCUGCAUUAUCAGAUUGCACCUCCCUUUUUAUUAUGGAAAUCAAGUUGACCGAAGUAGGAUAUUUUUGACUCAUGUCAUCUGACAUGAGAGUCACAUCAAUUUACAAUGAUUUGAAGUAAUCAGUUGUCGAAAUCAAUGAAUUCCAGAAUUUUUUGUUGCUAUCGAAGUUUUCUCUAGGCAAUCUGUUGUAUCGAUAGGCUAAUCCAUAUGUGUUCACAUAAAUUGAAAACGAAUCCAGCUCAGCUGAUGCCUCCACAGCUACCCAUAAAUUGAAAUACCUGAUCAGCUGACUUCCACAUAUCAAUAAAUAAAUUUAGAACUGGAUCCAUCUUGUUAAUUGAUGAGGAUAUUCAGACAAAAAAGUUCUGAGGCCGAUUUUUGUUUAUUCAGACAUACUGGUUUCAGCCUGUUUAUUUUGGUCUUUGGUCUUGCGUGCUUUGAUUUUUUUUUUCCGCUUCCCGCGAAAUUGAAGACUGCACACUGAUACAAAAGCAAUCCUUGUUUCUUUUCCAGAGAGGGAAUCUCAGGAUUGGAAUUUGAUACAAAGGUAAGGACACACCUGUACAUAGUAUCUCUUUAUGCUUCUGCAUUGCGAUUUCUUGGAAAUAAUAUUUUGGGAUUUGGUUAAACAUUUUCUUUUUUAUCUACCUUUUCUGUUUUCUUUUAAGCAAUGGAGACUUUGUGGAGACUAUGCCAACUAGUGUUUUGCCUAUCUAGAAUUAAGAUGAGAAAGUAACUAGAAAAAAUAUCUUUACCAAAUACAGCCUGCUUCUUUGGUGAAAAAGUAGUUUCCCGCAUUACAAAAACCGAACUGAAGGGAUAAUAUCGGUAGGAAUAAUAACCUCGGAGCAUCGUGAAGCAUGUUCCUCUUGAAUUUUCUUUUCUUGGAAAACCAUGAGGUUCAAGAUUGAACUGGAUUUUGGAGUUCUCCCUCAUGGCAUCUUGUACCACAGUUCCUUCGUGUAGUGAUGUUUCAAUGCAUGUCUUAAAACUGCAAAAAUGAUUUGACUUCAGCAUUUCUUAUUACUUACCUUUCCAUCCGUUUUCUUGUUUUUGAUAGCAUUAAAUUUUAUUUAUUUUUACUUAAGUAAUAAGUUGGUAUAACUCUUUCUUUUCUUUUGAGGGUUCCAGGGAAUCUACUUGGCAUCUGUAACAAAAUCAGGCUGUUUGACCGUGCAUGAUUUUGAAACUUUAUAUUGCAUGAGUUAUGGCCCAUCAGAAAGUAAGUCUUGUUAUUACCUAGCUUCAAAUAUGUCUCUCCAAUGUCACCUAUGAUACAUUUUUCUGAAAUGAAACAGUACGUCUCUCUAACAUGUUGAUUUCCUCCUUUCUUUUAUUUUAUAAUCUAAUGAGAUAUCGACCAAGUUUUUGAACGCGUAAUAUAUGGUUUGUAGAGGGGCAAAACAUCUCACCUGACACCUCCAUCUGCUUUUAACGGCCAAGUUGACCAUCUAAAAUAUGUUUUUUUAUGUAUUUCAUUUCAUACAUGUUUUCAGGUAUCUAUGUUUUAAAAUGAAACUGACCCCCAGCCAUUCUUUGAGAAACUGUAGUAUUGUCUGUAUACUUUCCUGCAUUAUAAUGUUAUCCUGUUAUCUGUCAAAGUAAGAUAUUCUGGCCUUUAUUGAUCUUUUUAUAUUUAUUUUUGAUCCUUCUCUGAGCUUUUUUCUUGUUUCUUCUGUUUAUUAUAUUAUUUUGUUAGCAUCUUGAAAAGUUAGAUAUUGGUUCCACAUAUCCCUUUCAGAAAAAGUGUUUCAUUUAAGAUAUCCAUCUUCUGACAGCCCUGAAAUUCAUCAAGAACAAUUUGUGUCAAUGCUCAUGCCAUAUAUGGAUUGAUAUAUCUUAAAUCGGGGAGUCCCGAGUUUUACUCGAUGUACUGAUAUAUCUUUCCCCCACUUAACCAAAAGAGACAUUUUCUCGUUUCCAUUGUAUAUAUUCUGUGAAUGCUGAAAUCAGGUAAAUAAACUGGCAAGCUGGACAGUUUUUUUAGUUGGGAAUCUUGGCCCUACAGCUAAGAGGUUCUACUUUUGAUCCCAUCUACUAUCUCUUAAAAACAUGAAGCUUCAGUGUUUGUGAUUCGUGAAUGUGAAACCAUUUAUCUCAUCUCUAACUUGAAUUCUUAACUGUAUUGCCAAUGGUACAAAAAAGUUCUUCUUUUGUAUGCAUAUUCGCCCUCUGAUAGUCUUCAUGCAAAUGUAUUCUGAAACCUAGACUAAUAGUGGCACAUAGAUCUGUGCAAACUCUUUGAUUCAGUCUGUUCUUCACCUUCAGAAAACUCAUCAAGCUUUUUCUCCUGUCCAGAGUGAUUGUCUUCUUACUAGUGGGUUCAGCCAUGAGUAGUCGCAGUUGUUAACUGCAUUUAGUAUUCCAAUGUUGUCUGGUCGAUAGCUAUAGCCUUUGAUUUUCCUCUUUACUCUUUUCUCUUCCGUUUGCUCGUCUGUCCCUCUUCUCCCAAUCCCUUUCAGUUGUUCUUUCCAUUCUAGGAUCUGGAAGUGGCAGGAAUUUCCAAAUGAAAGUGGAAGUGAGAUUGACAAAUACAGAUAAUUUCAGUUCGUGUUUGGAACCCUGACUGUGGCAAGUAUAAUUUACAUACGGAAGGGAUUAGAUGCCCUGGUACACUACAAUCCCACUGAAUUUGACAACUGAGAAAUGAAAUUUAGGGCAGAGUGGUUAUGGAUCUCUUGGACCAAAAUUUAUCAAUAGACAUAUUGCACUCUUCUCAUUAGAGAACAUCAGCACUGCCAUCUGAUUCCCCGAAGUUGGAUGCAUCAUAUUUUACUUUGCCAUUGGACUAGAAGAAGUAACAUAGGACGAUGAACUGGUGUAGAAUGUCUAUUAACAAAAUGAAGGAAGAGAAACGAUACUGUUGACUAUGUUCCGAGGAAAGUGUUUCCAGUAGUUUUCUUGGUUCUAACGGAACUUUAUAUAUGUGAUGUUGUUAUCCUGGGUAUAGCUAACUUAUAAUUUUAUGAAUUUUUCAUUGAACGAACGAAUCAACGUACAGUUCUUUCCUUAUGUUAUCAUUGUCCAUUCCUUUUUUCGUUUGAGAACUCCCAGCCAAUGCAGUGUUCUGAAUUCUCGACUCCUUGUAGGUGUUUUGGAGGACGAGAGAAAGCAGUUGAUACACAUCUCUACCUCUCAGCACCUUGAAGUUGUUCGGUGGAAUAUAAUGAACCAAGAUGAGGUUUGAACAAAAUGUCUAUAUGCACAUUUUCUUUUUUCAAGUGAAUGAUGCAACGUAUAUUAUGGAAUACUCUAAUUUUCUUUUUCCAAGUACACGAGCCUGCACAACUUUGCUGCCAGAGUUAUGUGUCUGUUCAAAUGAAUAUCUCUCCGACUUGACCAAACACCAUUCAGAUCUCGACUUGUCAAGUAUGCAAGCUGAGAUGACUUAUGUGAGUCGGAGCAAGUUGGCCUAGGUCUGCAAACCGUAGUUUGAAAUCAGAUAUGCUUUAUAAUCAUUAUUCUCAUGUUGUAAAACUUUGUUAAUUUUAAUGGUCAGGAUCCUUUUUUAUAGAUCAACGACUUCUGUUCGGCCUCAGAUCUUGAGUUUGUUCCUUAAUUCCUAAACGAAGAGGAGGUGUUUGUUCUGUCAUGUAAGAGAAAUAUGUAUCAAUUAGAGUAGUAAUACGUAGGCCAAGAAAACAAAGUAGAUGAUUUUCUGGAAUUAAUCAAUUCUCUAAUUUACGCAAUAUAACAGCUAAGCAUCAUUAGUAAGCUCCCAAAAAAGAAUCCUUAUACUAAAAAUGACAUAAAUCCCAUUUGCCUAUGAGGUCAUCCAUCAACAAAGUAUCAGGUGCUAAGUGCUUAGCGGUUAUAAUUUAUCAUAGGAAAGCAUGGUGGAGAAUUAUCUGGGACUGCUUUAUCUGGAUAUUCCUUCUUAUGAAUCUUAAACAUGAAUGAAUCGGUUAAACGAAUUUGAUUUUAAUCCUUCGAUGCUUGUUUCCAAUUCUUACUCACGAAGAACGUUGUGGCGUCUUUAAGAAUUUGAGAGGAUUUUGUAGGGUGUUCUCCUUUCUGUGUUCAUGAUGGUGAAUGAUUCCUCAGCUCCAUUUAGAACUAGGGUGCUCCUUUGGGUUUGACAGAAAGUAUUAGGAUAAGAAGGGAUAAUUUCAUGCCUAUUCUCGCUUACAAUAUUCCAGUUACGAUUCAUUAUUUGAGACUGUCGUGAAGGAAAGCAUUGAAUCGCAAGACACGUCUCGUUUUUGAGAGGUUAAAAUAAAACAGUAUCGCUAUAACUCAAAACAGAACCACAGUUCUGGCUAAUAUACUGGGGGUGCCGGGCUACUAAUUUGGACCACAAUUCCCUCUGAAAUUGUUGGCCAUAAUUUGGACAUCCUGAAAUCUAUCCACGAUGAUCGAUUUCAGCAUACUGCUUUCUAUUGUGGGGGUAGUUAGUGUCUUGUAUGACCUAUCAUCAGGUAUUAUAUACGAAGUUCGUAUGGGAUAAGAGUUAUUUGCUGAUUUAAGGUAACAGUUCGUUAUAGGAUAAGCAUAUAAAUGGGGCUUUCUGCUAGCGUAACGGAUUCUUAUCAUGAUUUAAAGUUGGCUGUUGGUUAAGGGAUAAAAUGAGAUGUUUUUGACUGAUGACUGUUGAAAAAGUGUCUUGUUCUUUAUUUAUUCACCUCUCUUCCCAAACUACGGACUAGCAUUUGAUUUCCCAGUUAUCAAAGGAAGAAUAUAUGAGAGAGUUCAGCUAGUGAUGGCAGUGAGUAAUGAGUUCUUACUUGACAAUAAGGAGGUGUAGGUGCUGAGAAAUCCCGGUCAUGCUUAACAAUUCCAUGCUUUUCCUAUCCUCAUACCGCUAUUCAGCUCUGGAAUUACUAUGAUGCCUACCAUGCUGAUAAUGCUCAUGGGCACAAGGAUUGUGCAUUUUUUUAGUCUUGGUUCUUGAUGUAUGAGAAGUAUGACGUUCUUUUUCACAGUAGUGGGUCCAUUAUGUCUAGUGCCACAUACCAACUCUAAAUUUAUAUGAUUAUGUCGUCCUCUUGUCAGUCUUGGGAUUCCUCAUACUUUUAUUCCUCCAUCCUUAUUCUGACAGUCACAGUACCACUCGCACCUCUCUUGUGUGGUCCACUCGUACCUCUCUUGUCUUGGGAUUCCUUCAUUUAGUCCAUUGACUCGCCAUCUUGAUUCCGCCAAUCCUUUGUGACAACUGACAGCUGGUUUGCUUGGCUAUUUCUUCAUUUAAGAAAUAGAUGAAGGCACCUUGUUGCCCUUUCUUAUACUCUUUUCCGAACUUCAUUACCCAUGGAUUGCUUAAUUAGAUCAAGCCAGCCAGAAUGGCUUCGCCCAGAAACAUUCUGAAUUAUGAAAUGGAUCAAUUCAGUUAGAUGGGCUAAUUUGGGAGGAAAUAGGUUUCCAGUUCAGCUUAAAUGGCUAAUGUGGGAAGAAAUUUGUUGUCAAGAAAAAAUCGUUUUGAUAACUUGAAAGAUAGAAAAGGACAAAAUAAAGAAAAAUGAGAAGCUCUAUUUCUUUCGGUGUUUAUUUUCUAUACCCUUUCAUUUCCAUUUCAGUGUGUGGUCAGCCAUUGAUGCAAACCAAACAUGGAUAAACAGUAGGGAAACAAUUCUGACUUCUCAAUUCCUAGAAAAAUGGCUAUUUAUAUACAAUUACCCCUGCCCCCCCCAAAAGGAAAACUACCUGGGUUAAAUCCCACGAUUUAUGGGAUACUCAAACAAACUAGGAAACUAACCAACAGCCCAAACAACCUAGGAAACUGAACAAAAGAAAGUAACUCUUAAUUACACGUUUUCGCCCGCAGCUGUGGCUAGUCAUACUUAUGAUUGCGCCAGGAUCGGUCAAAUUGGUUAGGCAACAGUGAUACUUAUGAUUGCUUUCACUAUUUCCUGGGACUAUGUUGUGGUGUGGUGAUACACGUUUUGAUAUGUCGUACUUAUUAAGGACACCAGCGAAUAAGAUUCGACACACAAUCUCCCAUGUUUUUUAUCCUUAGUCUCUACAAUUUUUGGUUCACAAUAUCUGGGCAAUACCAAAGCUAGAUUAUGCUAAAAAAAGAGGAAAAAGAUGCAAGCUCCUUCCACCAGUGCGGAUGAGGUUCACACAUUUUAAAAACUUUUCACCGGAAAGAAAGGAAAAAUAAAUCAUCAUUUUAUAUAAAGGGGUUCUGCAUAUAUUUAUAGAAUUACCCAGAAAUCUCCAGAUGUUUGAGGACUCUUGUCAGGAUUCUUUUUCUAAGCUUAUGCACAAUAUGACACGUGUGAAUAGAUUAUUAUGUUCAUUUCAUGCUAAUCACCUUCCAACAAGUACUUCUGUAUUUAGUUGUCUCGAAAACGUUUCAUAAAUUGCUUUCUGCGUUUGCUGUGUUUGGGAUGUUAUAUUGCAAGACUUGGAAUGGCAGAUUUUUGUGAUGUGUAACUUUGUACUCCUUUUAACAUUUUUUUUUGCUCAAUAUCUCUGGUCCUUUUUGUCUGUAGGUUGCUUGUGCAUCCAGACAAAGUGACAAGUUACUUAUUUUUGAUAUUGGUUAUAUAUCAUCUGAACCUAUUGAGGUUAGUCUUUCAUUUUUCAUGUUGUGAAGUCCAUCGCCCUGAUUUCUUCUUUCAAAAGUUCCCACAGACAUACCGGUGCACAUAUCUUUGUUGAUGUUUGGUCUGUCUGUUGUGCAAUGUGUUAAAUCAACUACUUUUUGAUCUUCAGUCUUCUAUGCAUGUUUAAGUAUUUUUUUCACCAAAUCAAUAAGAGUGGUCAGUUGUGUUAGGUUUUGUUCUUCUGUUGGCAUAAUUCUCAACUUUGAAGGUUUUCCGUUCUUCUGUGAGAACCUUGUUGGUGGUACAGUUCAUGAUGAAUUUCUUAUUUUGAAGUCCUACGGUUGAUAAUUACAUCUCCAAUUAUCAGUGCAGGUACUUGAAAAGGGGAGAUCAAAAUUUUCACUAACGGGAUGCAAUAUAUAUGAUGGUUUAUCUGAUAUUACCUUUUCUAAGUCGGACAAAUUCAGGUUUGUAACGACCUUUUUGAGUUCAUUAUUGCUAUUCAGUAUUCUAAUGGAACAAACUUGUGGAUUAUGUUGACUGGAUCCAUGAUACUAGAUUCUUUGUCUAUCAGAGUAUUACAUGUAUACUGUACCAAUUCUUGCACUGCAUUAGAUGCUCUUUGAUCCAGUAAUGAAUGUGACCUUGUGAUAGGUGCGAGCUUUGUAGAAAUGUUAAUAGAUCAUGUUAACAAGUUCAAAUAAUACGCUUUUACGAGUCGAGCUUUGCAUUAAUGUGCACAUAUCCUAAGCUAUGGGGAAACAAGCCUGUCAAUGGUGAAGUGAAAUAGUUCACAUACAGGAUUGGGCCUAACCCUUUUUCCGCCCAGACAACAUCAAAACUUAGUCGUGGUUUGAAAUAUGCUGGAAACUUCACCUGUGACCCUCGAAUGGUAUUUCACUCAGCCCAAUCCUUGUCCUAGCACAUGCAUCAAUCUCAGCCAGUGGCCAAGACAUACUAAACACAAGCCCAAUGUAAACUACGGUGGGAUGAGGCGCGGACUAAAUGAUCCAGUGCAUUGACGCCCCGGUAUCCUAUUAAUGAUACGAAUUUUUGUACUUAAUUUAAGAUAAUUUUUAAUCAACUGUCAAGAUUAUUGUCUAUAGGAUAAAUUUAUUAGUAUUUCAAGGACCAUCAUUUUUAUUAUUUUUUAUAAAUUAAGUGAUUUUUUCAGGAAAUUGUUUCUUCUUCAUUAGUAUAGUUCUGUCUUUGCAAUUUAUAUUUAAACUUCAACUUUAGUUUAUAUAUUUUUAUAUUUAUAUUUUUUGAGAGUACGAAAAUUAAUUGAAAAAUCUCCUUCAUCGCUUGUAAAUUUUUUCUCCUUCAAUAUUACAGUUGUGUAAAAAAAUUUGAAUCAUAAGAAUAAUAACAUAUAUCCUACCUGUGGCUUGCUUUAUUGAUGCCUAGUUUGCCUGAAACGUUUUUCAGUUUGAUGUGUCAUGCAGACACUUUUACCUUUUUUUAAUUGCCAUAGAUUGGCUUCACUCCAAAAGGUUGUUUUCUAGUCUACUAGUGCAGCUACGGAAUCAGAGUCAGUGUAAUUUCCAUACAAAAGAACCCUGCGUUGAUGUGUCAUGGAAACACUUUUUACCUUUUUUAAUUGUCAUAGAUUGGCUUCACUCCAAAAGGUUAUUUUCUAGUCUACUGGUGCAGCUACAGAAUAGGAGUUGGUGUAAUUUACAUACAAAAGAACCCUGAGUUGGUGUAAUUUAGAAAAAGUUAUCUCAUUCUUUCUUAUAAAUUGGGACUCGUACAAUUGCUGUGGUCCUGGUCAGGGAUGGUGAGCUGGUGUGUAGAUUGGUGGUAGGCCAUUCUGUUUGAUGGAGGGCAAUAUUUUUGAAGUCAUGGGCACAUGCCUUGAGGUUGGGAAGUUGUCUUAAAAAACUAUAGGGAUGAUCAGUAUUGUCUUGCUGCUAAACUACGGAGAUGAUUUCGUUUGAUGACAUGCAAAUGAUGAGGAGAACAGGUCAGUGCAUUAUAUGGUCUUCUGCAUUGCAGAUGGUGACGUCAAUUUGGCAUCUUCAUACACUAUCUUAUAAUGGAAUCAUGUCUGCUUAAAAUUAUGAUUAUUUCCUUGUGUAUAAUAGGAUUAUUAUGCAACAGUUAUGAAUCUUCAUUUCCUUAUCGAUCUUGUCAAUGCCUAUUGAAUUGCUCAGCUUUGAUUGAUAGGUUGCUUGCCUCAGAUACCAGAGGGUUUGUUCGCAUGUGGGACAGAAGACUUGGCUCCCUUCCGUGUUUGGAGCUUACUACGAAUUUGCAGUCGCCCAUUAAUAGUAUUCAACUAGACAUAGAAGAUCGGGUAAAUUUCCUCUACUCAUUGUUACGAAAUUAUCUUCCUUUUCGUAACUACUAUAAUUUCGACUGGUAAGGGAUCAUAGUUGAACGUGGCCAUGAGGAUUGCUGCAAUAUAUUUUAUCACUUUGUUGAUUUUGCUGAUGGAUCGAUGAAUUCCUUUAUCAAGACCAAAAACUUACGAAAAAUUCUUCUUUGCAUGUUUCUUCCUUUGACAUCUUAAAAUCGGAAUGAAGCCCCCAAUGAACUUCGAAUUAGCAUCGAUGGAAUUUUCUAUAACAACGUUAUUUGUUCUUAUUGAGAUUUUUGGAUAUUGUCAAUCCAUAAGGGUCUGAGCCCUAUAGAUCAUUAUAACACUUCUUUGGGGUUCUACUUCCUUAUUUUAACUUUCAAACAUAUACUUUAUUGGCAUGAUGACAUGGGCCUGGGAUGGAACAAGGCUGAGUACGUUGAAAAAUCUUACUUCGGAUGAGCAGUAUAGAUGGCAAAGGGCAAGCAAGAAGAUGGGUGAGCUCGUACUGAAUCAUUUUUUCUUAUGGAAGGAGAUGAUCUUUGAAGAAUAUUAUAUGGAGGUUCUCAAAUGAUAAACAGCAGCUUAGGCUAUCCGAUUGCAAAUUUUGAAAGAGUCUGGAAAAUUGUCAUGGAUGUCCUCUGAUGUGUGUAAUACUUCAAUGAAUCGGUGAACGUGUUUCUUAAUUGGACAUAAAAACCAAAAAAAAAUACCAUUCCGAAUACUUGAUGGUUUGUGAUUUGAUGAUUGCAACAACAUUUUUGUGCGGCUAGAUAGUUAGUCAGGUAAUUAGGAUUCGCAACCAAGUCAUCUCAGCUUUACAAUGACCUUAUGAAUUGGUCCAUUUUUAAAAAUAUAUCCUAUACAUGUCGGAAUUUCUACAUUUAUCGAUGAAAAUCUAGUUAUAAAGCGAAUUACGGUCAACAUGAAUGUGCUUAUCGACUGGAGUCAAACAGUGUCUUUGAAUUGGGUAAAUAAAUUUUGAGCUAUUUCACUAUGAUGAAAAUACCAGGAUGUUUUUCCUGUAGACAUAAAUCACAUCUAACAUAUCGUUCUUGUGCAUAAAACUGUAGAUUCUAUUUGGUGCAAGUGAACAUGGAGUGAUCUAUACAUGGGAUCUUCGAGGAGGACGGGCAUCUUUUGCAUUCCAGAGUCACAAUCAGGUUAGAGAAGCAUAUUUCAUCAGUUGUUUUUUUUGCUCCAGGAUCUGGAUACUUAAAUCUCGGACGCAGUUUCAUGAGACAUGAGUUGUAGUUAAGAAAGUUUCCUUGGUAUUAGUUCUCUAACUAAAUUCAAAGAUGUAACGUAAUGAAUUUUUUUGGUCGCGUUUAUUCAUGACUCUGACGAGUACGAGUAAUGCUAUUACCACAUGCUUUUCAUUCUGAGAUGGAUUUAAUUUAUUACUUACGUAGAGUUUAGGAUUAAGUUACUUCGGAUGGCACAAUGCCACUCAUAUCAUUUAUCAUGCAACCGACAUCAUGGCCAUGAGCGAUAAUGAUCAUCUCUGUCACUGGUGUUCUCAACUUGUGUUUUUUAUGAGCACAGAACUGUCAGUCAAUUUUUAACUCUCAUACUUUUCGUGGUUCCUAGUUAGCAUAAGAAACCUUGCAAUGCUUUUGGCAUCUGGGUACUUGGGGGACGAUUAUUCAAAUCUUUGGUUAGUUUCUUUCUCUCUUCGUGUACAACUAAAGAUGAGGAAGGAGAAAAGAGGAGAGUGGGUCUAGCAGAGGAACACGGAAAAUAAAGAGAGAUAUGAAGAGGUAUAGUGAGUACAGUAGGGGAACAAAGGGAGAGAUUAGAUAGAUUGAGACUGAUUAACCAAUGUUGAGGGGCUGGGGAGAAUAAGUGAUAUACGGAGAGAGACAGUUUAAAGAAGUGAAAAUAGAUGAUGCCUUUGAUGAACCGUGAACAGCUGUCCCCAGAUGACCUGUAAGCAUACACGGCCAACUGAGUGAGAGGGAGGCAACCAGAGAUUUAAAGUAAAGGGAGGUUGAUAUUUUAUGGAUAAGUUCUACUGGUUCCAGAAUUACCUGCAUGCCCCCAAAACCGCAGCAACGUUGACCUUAGUAAUGAAACUGUGCCCAGAUUUCUAAGUGGUACUACGGGACUCUCUAGGCAUUUUCUUUAACACAUACUUCGGCAUCAUGUUCCUUUCUGACAUUAUCUUGAUACAUAAUACACCGACUUUUAUCUGUUUGGUAUUGUUCUCUUUUUGCAUUGGCCUUCAUUAUACAUCAGAUGCUGAGCUUCAAUCACGGAAAUUUUGUGUUGUAAGUAGGUUCAUCAUCCUCUUUUGACGUCCAUGAAGAUAGCAGCAAUGCUGGAGAAAAUAACAUCCCUGAAGGUACAAAAAUAUUUAUAUUCGACCCCGUACCAAUUUCUUUUGAGAUCUUUACGGUCAUCAGUACAUUUAUUUUUGGUUGGUAAUAAGGUUUCUGCUUACUCUCUGCUUCAUACUUGCAGUUGAUCACGAAAAAAAUUAAACUAAAAAGUUGAAAAAUUAGGCAGACUCGGAAAAUAGCGGCUAGAAGGUAAAGAAUAAGUCUAGCUGAAAAAUGUUUUCUGGGUUCUACUGUGCGUGAUUGCUAGGGAAACCAUAAUGGGAAUAAAAUACAAAUAGAAACUGAACGACAUAAAAAAUGAAGGACGGAAUGGAAAACACUUCUUAGGGUUGGUGGACAAUAGAUAUAGGUAAUAAUAACUGACAAUAUUAAUUAUUUCAAGGAUUUAUCCUCUUGAAAGCAAUCUUUAUCGAAACAUGGAUUUUCAUGUUUAACGUUGGCUUAUAUCAUGAAAGUUUAUAUCCAUUAUCAAUCAAAUGUUUCUCUGCAUAGAAUGCAUUAAAAAUCGUUUAUUGAAGCCUGCUUGAAAUUGUUUACUAUCCGCAGAACUUAUUCCUUUCUGCGUUCAUGAUUGAAAUUCGUCUUUGCCGGACAAUACAUAUCUCAGGAGCAUCUAAGCAAAAAGGAAGCACAAGUUGAGUUGACAACAUGAAGGCACCAAAUUUUUGGAUGUAGUGCCAAUGAAAACGGAAAAUAAGACAACAUUAUCUUUGAGACAAAGGAAAACGGAAAUAAGAUAUUUAAGAGUAAUUGAAACCGAACAAUGAUAAAAGAAGACAAAUUCAGUAUUUUGUAACCAUAGUGCAGUAAGGCGUGAGGUGUUAUGUACGGCGAAAAAUAAUGAUCAGUAGACUAUAUAUGAAGCGUAGAAUGCAGAUUUGAGGCAGUAGGUGUUUCUAUAAAAUCGUCUCGGACACUGAGGUGGAACCGGUGCACCAGAAAGUCACCAUUGGGGUUGAACUCAAAAGGCAGUACUUGGAGCAGAAUGUGAUAGCAUAUACUUAGAGGAGAUGACAAGAAUAGGGAGUAACUACGAACGAUAAGGAAAAAAUGGCAUUGCUAAGGAACUGAGAGGAAAUCCAAGUUUAUGAAUGAAUUCAUGAAUCAGUAAAUUUAUGCGGUUCAUGAACUACGAAAGUGAAGACUAGGGGUACUACUAAAAAUAAUGGACGAUUCCAUCAAAAAGUUCUACUAAAGAUUAUAUAGUGUCGAUCCGGGAAUUAGUUGAAGUGAUAAGAAUCAUUAUGUGAAUUCUGACCUACGAGUACUGCUUGUGUUGGCAGAAUCGACUAUGUGAAUUACGAUCAAAUAUGAUCCUUGUUUUUUUCUUUUUAUUACAACUAUAGGAAACAGAAAGUAAUACGUCAUAUAAUAAAUGUAACAGAGUGAACAGUAAAUUCUGAAAUUGAUGCUUUUUCCGUUGGUCACCAAAACAUAGUUCAUAUUUAAUAAUAUGGUUAUCCCUCUCCCCAAAAACUACUUGAAUUUUGUAUAAGUCCCCAAACCAUAUUUAAUAAUAUGGUUAGCAUCCAGUCUCAGUUAAGUUCUUGUUAAGUAUGAAGAAUAUUCGUAGAGUACCCCAUUAUUCCUAGGAUAACUAUCUUUUUUUUUCAAAAAAAGACAGUAAAACGUGCUAAGGUUAGAGAGGAUGGAAAAGAGGACGGUCUUUGCUGCUGUCGUCCCCAGACUGAGGGACCCCCCAGUAGAGAGAGAGAGAGAGAGAGAGAGAGAGAGAGAGAGAGAGAGAUCUAGGGUCUUAGAAUAUAUAGGCAACUGCAUUUUACUUGCAUAUCUCUAAUGAAAAGUAGUCAAAGGAGUAAAUGCUAAGACUAAGUUUCUUGGGUCUUACAGAUCUAAUUGAAAAGACAAGGAGUGCAUCUAUAAUUCAAGAAGAUUAUGGGGAGCAAAAACUAAUGAAACCUUAAUAAUGUAAUACAAAAUGUUAGAAGUUCUAAGGGUAUUUUGGGAAAUGUUCUGUAGGGCUUUCUUCUCUUUUAACGGAUGUGAGAGGUUGAUGAUGGGUUGAGCGGUUUUUGCCACUCCUCCACUCUGUCCUCCGUGACAGAAGACAUUCUUCCUGUCUUGUUCCUCAAUAAAUUACCAUUAAAUAGUACAGAUCAAGUAGAGGUCCGGCAUGAAAUAUAUGAAACUAAUGGAAGUGUAUGACAAUCGUUUCUCAUUUUGUUUCAGGCGCAGACUACUAUUUUACCCAAGGAAAUACAUUCAAUAAACUUCAAUCCAUCCUGCCCGUAUCAGUUGGCAUUCCAUCUCGAUGAUGGCUGGUAUGUUACAGAUAACCAUCCAAUUUCCAUUUCUUAGUUUACUUAUUAUGAAUGAAUAAUGGGCGCUGGUUUCAUUUCUUGUCUUGAUGAUUCGAUUAUAUCUAAAUUGAAAUCAACUAUGAUAUGUUUUCGUCUUUGUUUCUUCAUUUUCCAAUGAAUCCCUGUUUAAAUUUUUUUAAGGUAAUAUACCUAAUUCUCACUGGUAGCUUUUUGUGCCUAUGUCAGACUAUGGGCUGCUAGAACUUGUUAUAAAGUCUAUUUUACCGGCCAUCUUUUACGUUAUCAUUUUUUUCCUUCACUUCUUAUUAUCCUGAUACUGGGCAAUGCCUUUUUGCGAUGAUAUGCCGUGUGUUAACAUCUUUCAGUUAAUUGCUGUCUCUAUAGGUCUGGAGUUCUGAAUACUAAUGACUUGAAUGUGACACAUAUGCAUUGUCCACCACCUGCUUGGUUGUAAGUGGAAUUGACCAACCUCUUUGUCUUUUAUUGGAAGGUGGUGUUGCUUACUAUCACAUGUAGCCAUCCUCUGAUAAUUUUAAUGAACUUUCGGGACUAGGGAUGGCGUGGACUCGACUUCCAGUUUCUUGGAUAUGCGAAAACCAUCAUGGCUGUCAUUGUGUUCGGUGAGUUUUAACAAAUAAAAAGUCAUAUGGAGACGUUUAUAUGCAUGUAUCAUCUAUUCCAUCUUUACUAGUGAGUAGUGUAAAUUUUCUGUUGUCUUUGCGUUCAAUUUCACGGAUCUUGCUUUAUAGUCUGAAAGUUCCUUUGCCUUUAGGCUCAGCCUCUGAAUAGGACUACAGUAUAUAAUUAUAAGAAUGACAUCAAUUUUCGUCCGUAUUUUCAUGGUGAACUUUUUUGGAUGCACAUUUGAUUAUUAAUUGCUGAUAACGAAGAGUUUUUAACAUUCUUCUAAAAAAUGGAAGGUGUUGACAUUUAGUUAAACACUUGUUUCAACUGUUUCUCAAGUACUUUUUUUCGAUAGACGUUGUGAAAACUGUGGAUCAUCCACUCUUGUUGCACUGAAAGAGCCCUCAUUGCAUUCAUCCUAUGUCUGCCUGCUUAAAAAUGUAUUGCUUUAUGGAUCAUCUUUCAGGCGAUUAAUAAAGAACUAUGAAAUGUUCUUACCACAUGAAUGCUACUCUAAAUGAUGAAAAGUAAGCAAUAUCACAAUAUAUAUACGGGAUCGAGUAUAAUACAUUUCACCAACAUCAUUUCACCGACAUCAAAACCCAUGGAUUGUUAGCCCACCUUCGCAAUCUGUUCUUUUUCUAGAUGUUAAAUACGAGUAUUGGAACUGUGUGGUUCCAGAGCUGGGUUGGCUAAAAAUUAAAGGAUCAUCGACCUACAAGCUGUUUCAAACUGGGGGGCAUGGCCAGUUAAAGUAAUCCCAACAUCACUAUUGUUUUUUUUGCAACGGAGGUGACAACUUGUCAAACCACCGAAAGUUUUUAAAAAAGUUAUGACACUGGUCAUGCUCAAACGAUCUACUUGUCCAUUCACACUAAACGGCUUUCCAACGUAUUAAUCAGAGAAGAACAUAAGAGAGUUUUUUGGUCAGCGUUCCGGACUUCUCUGGUUGAAUUCUCGUUUGUUUUUUUCGAAAUCUGCUUGAUCAUUGCAUAUUUGUUUUACAGUUCAUGUAAGCUCAACCAUCUGUGUUUCUCAAGACCACGAGUUAAAGAAUAGACCUUUAAAUUCUCCAUCCCUGCUGGAAAUGUAAAAAGAUUCUCUAACUUGGCGCAUCUAUUGUUGAGUAAGGCUCAGAAACCUCAGAUUUGAUUUGCCCAGUUAUGGGUUCAGAACCUAGCUCUGAACCUUUCUGCUUUUUUUGAAGAUGCAAUUGUUUCUAACUUUUUCCGUCACGAGGACAAUGAAAUUAUACGCGUUACUGUCUUUUAUCCUUGCCAUGUCUGAGAAUGUUCCUGAACAUAGAUAUCGAAUUCAGUUCUUAAAUACCAGUUGGUAACCUGUUUUUCUAAUGAUUCCUUCCUUGUUCUCGUGAUGGUUCAAUAAUACUGCUUACCCUAGUGAUUUUUCCCUCUCUGUCUGCAUUAGAGAAACCUGAUUGUUCUCAACUCUUGCUGUUUCUGAAGCAUGUGUAACUUUAUUUGAGUCUUCUUCUAUAGACAUUUGCAUUUAAACAAAGGUUGGCGUGUGUGUGGGGGAGGUGACUUCUUAGAGCUACGAUCCUUUUUUAUUUUUUUAUGGAUGCAGAAAACAGUUUUUUGUUUUUUUCUGUUUUUUUGGUUCAACGACAUUGAACAGGAACCAUAUGGAAAAUUCUUAUAUUAAACCUUAUUUUUCUUUUUUUGAAGAUCUAUGCAGCUCCUUCCCACUCCGGAAAUGGGAUUCAUCUACUUGAUUUUUAUCCGGAUACAAGAUCAGGAUGCCAUGUGGAGUACAAGUAAGCUACGUUUUCCUUUUUCGUUUUCAUUUAUUUUUUACCUGUAAAGUACCAGUGUAGACACCUCAUCUGAUAUUUUAUCCCCAAUAUGUAUUUAUUUAUUUUCGUUUCAAAUGGCACAGCUUUCGACUGGUUUCAUCGGUUUGUAGUCAACCUUCAUGCUAUCAAUCUUGAUAAAAAUUAGGCAUUCAAAUAAUUAAACCAGCUAUUUUGAUCCGUUAGUGAAGAAUCUAACAAGUGCUGAUAUACCCCCCGAAAGAAACCUGAAAAUCGAAACAAAUAUGAGUCAUUCUACUGAAAUCGGAUGGCCAACUGGCGGAUGCAAAUCUCAAGUGACCCUGAGAUUCGGAGGCAGGGUUGUAUGGGGGGGAAGGCCAAAGGCCCUUAUACAAUAUGAGGAUAGAUUGAAUGGAAACCCAUAAGAUUUUGGAAAUCAUGUGCUACCAUAUAUAAAACGUUCAUCAGUGGUAAGAUCAUGUACGACUACUGGCUUCUGCAGUUACCAUGAGACAACCCUGUCGAAGGAAAGCAGUCGAGCCAUUCACAGCAAGUUCAUCCACUUAUCAGAACCUGUGGCGGUCUGCGCUGCGCAUCCCCUCAACGGCGCCAUCAUUGCAGGAUCAAAGGUUUUUUUUUUUUUUUUUUUUAAUAAUUAAAAAUACCCCACAACAUUAGAAAAUUAAUAUUAGAUCCUCCUCUUUCAUGCCUAAUCGACGUCUUCUUCUCGCAUUGCUUCGGUUCAGCAAUCCUCGUUGCUCCUGGUUUCGCAAGACGCUGGGCGUGGGUGA
Messenger RNA from Spirodela intermedia, 18375 nucleotides. Lineage: Eukaryota; Viridiplantae; Streptophyta; Magnoliopsida; Alismatales; Araceae. The record is from the annotation of a GenBank genome assembly.